AGCAUUCUCCUAGUGCGAAUAGCGCUGGAGGGGGAUCUCAGUCAGCGCUGCUGGGAGGAGGGGGUGGAGGAGGAAGGCAGUCCUACCCCCAGCUCCUCCGGCCGAGUCUGUCACACACCGGGAUACGGGGGCCCCGCAGGGGUUGCUGACGUUCGUCACGGGGAAGAUGGCGAUCACAGCGGACAGUACCGGAAAAAUGGGAUUUCUAAUACUUAGAAUGGCUUUCCGAUUCGCCUUCAUGGUCGUCAACAACAUGGUCGCUAUUACGUCCUAUGUAUUAUAUUUAAUAGCUCUGCAGCCAGUCAGAGUUAUAGACAGAAAACUGUUCUGGUAUAUUGAAGGAGUCAUGUUUAAAUGGCUUUUAGCAAUGGUUGCAUCCUGGGGCUGGGCCGCUGGGUAUACAGUUGUUGAAUGGGGAGAUAACGUCCAUUCGAUUUCAGAAGAUGAAGCUGUGAUGCUGGUGAACCAUCAAUCAACAGGAGAUGUCUGCACCCUCAUGAUGUGCCUUCAGGACAAGGGCACGGUUGUACGACAGAUGAUGUGGCUUAUGGACCAUAUAUUUAAAUAUACAAAUUUUGGCAUAGUAUCACUAGUGCACGGAGAUUUCUUUAUUCGACAGGGCAAAGCCUAUCGUGAUCAACAGCUUGUGUUGCUCAAAGACCAUCUUGAGAAAUACUACAGGAGCCGGGAUCGUAAGUGGAUCAUUUUGUUCCCAGAAGGAGGCUUUCUCAGGAAACGAAGGGAAACCAGUCAGUUGUACGCCAAGAAAAAUAGCCUCCCGCAUCUUACCCACGUUACCCUCCCAAGACUGGGAGCUACACAAGUUAUACUGAAUACACUACUUGCUCAGCAGCAAAAUGGAACCCCUACAGCAGGAAUCACAGAGGUAAAGGAAAGAAAACAAAAAGGUCUGCAGUGGGUAAUAGAUGCCACAAUCGGCUACCCUAAUGCCCACCCUAUAGACAUCCAAACCUGGAUUCUUGGCUACAGGCAACCCACAGUCACUCAUGUCUAUUACAGAAUUUACCCAAUCAAAGAUGUGCCCAUGGAAACAGAAGCCUUGACAGACUGGUUAUACAAACGAUUUGUUGAAAAGGAGGAUCUCUUGGCACAUUUCUACGAAACAGGUGCUUUCCCCCCUCUGAAGGGCCAAAGCAAAACCAGCUCAAGGCAGAUGACCCUCAGCAACACAUGGCUUUUUCUUGUACAGUCUCUGGCCUUUUUGUCGGGCUACAUGUGGUACUGCCUUCUCCAAUAUUUUUAUCAAUCUUUAUUUUAAAGUCGGACGGGAUUUAGGGACUCUAAUGCAGGAUGUUCCAAGCUCUUGCGAGAGAUCCGCGUUAUCUGUGUGAAUGUGAAUACGCCACAGUCGAGAAAAUAUUGGACUUUUUUUGGUUUGUUUUGUUUCUAGAUUAUUUUUAAUUUGCUUUUUACAUCCUUACCGGGUCUGUUUUAAAUGAAGAAACCAAUGGAUCAGUGUCGGUGACUUGCUAAUUUUAAGGAAGCCGAAGAGGCAAAAUCUUGUGCAUCAGUAAUGGAACAGAACACAGCUUAAGCUUUCACUUUAGGCAGAGGACAUCUACAGUCCAUGUUACCAUUAGCAAGACAUACUGUAGGGGGGAGGGGACUGUCCAAGAUCAUCAUGGGUCAGAUUAUCACAAAUGAUGGCAGCGAUGUGUAUCAAGUUUUUGGAAACUGGCUGUAUGCAGAGAGAUUCACUGUGGAACGGAUUGUUGCCCUAUGACAUUCAUUUGGAAUACUGAGCAUAUAUAUCCACACAGCAGGGUCCAGAAGCCAAGAUCGCUGGAGAUAUUAUGGAAAGUAUUAUAGUUGCCAAGAAUUCACACAACCAGUUGGAACGAGACGGGAAGCUUGUUGACGUUUUUCCGUUUACCUAGAACACCUAGUUUACUUGUCUCCUGCUUCCUGAGGAUAAAUGUCAGCUCACUUGUCUAGAUUCAUCAUCAUCAUAUUUUUUUUGUUAAUAUUGUAUGUGAAUUUUUACAGUGUAUUUUUUUUUUAUGUUCCUUUAAUUGCACUUUUUAAGAUGUCGAAAACUGUAGACAAUUUUGUGCUAAAUCUGAAGCCCCAGAAGA
Messenger RNA from Xenopus laevis (African clawed frog), 2096 nucleotides. RefSeq names its product lysophosphatidylglycerol acyltransferase 1 L homeolog (gene lpgat1.L). Bases 167 to 1279 code for a protein of 370 amino acids. Gene Ontology annotation, molecular function: acyltransferase activity. The transcript is spliced from 8 exons. NCBI's taxonomy places the organism in Eukaryota, Metazoa, Chordata, Amphibia, Anura, Pipidae. The record is from RefSeq and is a predicted model, not a curated record. Gene Ontology annotation, biological process: phosphatidylinositol acyl-chain remodeling. Gene Ontology annotation, cellular component: endoplasmic reticulum; endomembrane system.